Mya arenaria is the source of this 1398-nucleotide messenger RNA. Its product is annotated as cyclin-dependent kinase 7-like. The record is from RefSeq and is a predicted model, not a curated record. NCBI's taxonomy places the organism in Eukaryota, Metazoa, Mollusca, Bivalvia, Myida, Myidae. Gene Ontology annotation, biological process: protein phosphorylation; positive regulation of transcription by RNA polymerase II. Gene Ontology annotation, cellular component: transcription factor TFIIK complex; cytoplasm; nucleus. Gene Ontology annotation, molecular function: cyclin-dependent protein serine/threonine kinase activity; ATP binding; RNA polymerase II CTD heptapeptide repeat kinase activity. Bases 93 to 1118 code for a protein of 341 amino acids. The transcript is spliced from 11 exons.
GCGCAUGUUAACUCUGACCUUUUCAUGCCACAGCAUAUCACAAAACUUAAAAAAACAAUGUAAAAUAUCCAGUAUUUUAACUAAAUCAAAUCAUGGACGAUAGAACAAAACGAUACGAGAAAAUUGAUUUCUUAGGAGAAGGACAGUUUGCUACAGUAUACAAAGCUAGAGAUGUUGUAAAGGACCAAAUAGUAGCUGUGAAGAAGAUUAAGUUGGGCACCCGACAAGAGGCAGCUGAUGGGAUCAACAGAACAGCUCUUCGAGAAAUCAAGCUUCUGCAGGAGCUUCACCACCCACACAUUAUCGGGCUUCUGGAUGUUUUUGGUCAAAAGUCCAAUGUCAGUCUGGUGUUUGAUUUCAUGGAGACAGACUUAGAGGUGAUUAUCAAAGACAGCAGUUUGAUCCUGACAUUGGCCCACAUCAAAUCUUACAUAUUACAGACACUUAAAGGCCUUGAGUACCUCCAUGCCAACUGGAUAUUACACAGGGACAUGAAGCCAAACAACUUGCUCAUCAACAAAGAUGGGGUGCUAAAACUUGGCGAUUUUGGCUUGGCAAAGUUCUUUGGCUCGCCUAAUAGGGUAUAUACACACCAGGUUGUCACAAGAUGGUAUCGCUGCCCAGAGCUGCUCUUUGGUGCUAGGAACUAUGGUACAGGAGUGGACAUGUGGGCAGUGGGCUGUAUCCUGGCGGAGCUUCUGCUCCGGAUCCCAUUCCUUCCUGGAGAGACGGACCUAGACCAGCUGAGCAAAAUCUUCCAGUGUCUCGGCACACCGUCCAAGGAUGACUGGCCGUCUGUAGAGAGUCUGCCAGACUUUGUGCAGUUUAAGCCAUGUGUAGGAACGCCCCUUAAGGAGAUAUUUAUAGCUGCUUCUGAUGACCUCCUUGACAUUCUGCACGGCCUGCUGACAUUUGAUCCACUGACACGACUAACAGCCCCAAAUGCACUACAGUCAGAGUAUUUUCGUAGCAAGCCGUACCCCACACCAAGCCACCUCCUGCCCCAACUAAAGAACAACAAGAAGGAAGUCAUGGACCAGUGUCGACCUAGCCUCAAACGCAAAAUGGAGGGAGAACAGAGUUCAUGUACAGGUCUUGUGAAAAGGCUGGUGUUUUAAUGUGGCCAUUCCAUGUACGUAAAGCAGGACUGGUAUUUAGAGUGUAGCGUCUAGUCUUCCCAGGACCAAAGAAAUCUCAAACCUCAAGUCCAUAACCUAACUGAAUCUGAUAUUUAGAGCAAACUUGUUAUUCUGCUUGUGCAGGGAUAACAGACUUCUUCUACUAUUCAGCACUGUAAGCAACAGUUUACGUGAACAAUGGUAUAACUGUAACACAAUAUUGACUCUAAUAAAUGUUAAUGUUUUACUAGUUGAUCUAAAGAAUAAAAAUGACAUAGUU